CGUAAACAAUCAUUUUGUUGAUGCUUUAGUAAGAGGAGCAGUUUACCGAAGAUGGAUCAAACUCCCAAGAAUCACAACGAGCAGCAGCAUGAGGUUACCGGAGUGUCGCGGAGUGGACGGGUUUGCAAGAAACCUUCCAAGCUGAUGGACUUCCAAUCUCCUGAUGUUAUUGAACUAAAGCCGAAGAAGGCGGGACCACAGCAUCGCACGGGUGUAAAAUUGUUUGGGCAUCAUGAGGAUGCUCACGGCCCACAUGAUGACCCGCACACCGAAUCCGACGAACGCGGUUCGAACGGCUCGAGUGGCAGUGAAUCGUCUAGCAGCGGCGAAGAUGAGGCAAUCGAUUAUGGGGACGAAUAUUGUCCCACGGCAGAAGACAUGGAAGGAAGCGAGGGUGAACUGAUGAUUGAUGCAUCGUACAAACAGCACCAUUCAGCGGAAAAGGCACGAAAGCCAACGAAACGAAAAGUAAGGAAGAAUUCGAAAAGCGACACCGGCCGACCUUCACAAUCGAAACGACGAAAGUCGAAGAAACACUCGAGAAGCAACGCGUACCGGAAGAAGGAAAAGCUGGGAGGCACAUUCAAACCUCCAGGCUAUCAGCCCAACGAUGUAGCGGCACAUCUUACACUGCUAGGUGACAGCCUGACACUCAUUGGCGAACGGCUAAAGGAACAUGAGGGCCAGAUUGCUGUCUCCGGAAGCCUGUCGGUGCUGCUGGAUAGCUUGAUCUGUUCGCUGGGACCACUGAUGUGCUUAACGUUGCAGAUACCAGGCAUCGAGCGUAACUCGGAGCACCUGAAAAAUCUUUUCCAAAAUACGCUCGACAACAUUGCUUACGUUAUGCCAGGCCUGUAGCAGCGACAGGCACAUACUUGGCAUUCUUCGUAAUCGUGAUUAAGUUUUUCUUGGAAAUCGUUUUGUUUUAGGAUUUUUUUCUGAUAAGAUCUCGAAUUAGUUAUUUGUUUAUUAGCUUAGAAAGAGUAAUGCUUCCGUUAAAACAUGAUUUUCUGAGCAUGCGGUCGUUCCUAAAUAA
This is a messenger RNA of Anopheles darlingi, 1036 nucleotides long. RefSeq names its product HMG box-containing protein 4. Lineage: Eukaryota; Metazoa; Arthropoda; Insecta; Diptera; Culicidae. The record is from RefSeq and is a predicted model, not a curated record. The coding region runs from base 52 to 858 and encodes 268 amino acids. The transcript is spliced from 5 exons.